Cynoglossus semilaevis (tongue sole) is the source of this 3607-nucleotide messenger RNA. RefSeq names its product EPS8 signaling adaptor L3b (gene eps8l3b). The transcript has 19 exons. Gene Ontology annotation, cellular component: plasma membrane; vesicle; ruffle membrane. Gene Ontology annotation, molecular function: actin binding. Lineage: Eukaryota; Metazoa; Chordata; Actinopteri; Pleuronectiformes; Cynoglossidae. The coding region runs from base 467 to 2278 and encodes 603 amino acids. The record is from RefSeq and is a predicted model, not a curated record. Gene Ontology annotation, biological process: positive regulation of ruffle assembly; Rho protein signal transduction; regulation of Rho protein signal transduction.
CACCAGAUAUCCAGGCUCAAGUGCCAAAGACCUUUGAUCUCGGUUAAAGACGUGUUAUGAAGCAUUUUCUUUCAACCUUUGGACUCAUAAUAAGCCACCGACCUGCUCUGUCCCUUAACCACUAAGCUGAAAUGCCCACCUUCAGAUGACGAAUCAGGCCAACCCUCUUGAUCAUACACCUGUGCAGCAUAACGAGCUGUUGCUCUUUGAACCAUUUGCCUUCGAGCAGGAAGUCGGUGGUUUUGUGAAAGCAGAAGAGUUGGUAAAAUACUGGUGUAAAGGAAAAGACUAUGACGCCGGAGCAGAGCUGACGCUGAACGGUAGAUUUGGUGCUUUUGUCUUUGAGGAGAUUCGAGGUUAUCCUAGUCCAUUUUGAGGUAGGUCGUAAAAGGCUCUCUGUUCCAGCUGGCCGUGAACAAUUUGGAGUUUUUACUGCCUGGAGAAAGACGAACGCGCCGGUUUAAAAAUGUAUGGAAACACCAGCCGCUUCACCUACUCCCCCAGGGCGUCUACACAGGAGGACUUCCCUCAACAGAGACGGCCUUUACAGCACGAUGAACACAGGUCUUCUCUGCAGAGAGAUGGCCUGUCAAGGCCCAGUGGGAGAUACAUAUACAUGCAGAGAAAAGACUACUCUGAGAACCUGAACAGACAGGCUGAGAGCUUACAUGUCAGAGUGGAGCACCUGUUCACCUGUGAGCUGGACGGCCUGGAGCUGAAGAGAAUUGAAGACUGUGUGGCCAAGCUGAAGAGGCUGGAAGCCAAAGGUCGUCUGUGGCCACAGGAGAUGAUCAUGGAGGCCAUGGGAGGACACCUGCUGCUGAGUGACAUCGAGUCCAAGACUGAGCUGGAGACAUUACCUCUGAGCAGCAUCACACAGACCAAUGCUGUGCUGGACAGCUGUGCCUACAACUCUCUGCUGAUAAUAAUAGUGCAGGACCGCAGGAAACGCUCCCCACAGGUCUUCAUGUUCCAGUGUGAGGAGGUCAAGGCUGAUCAGCUCAAGACUGAACUGGACAAAGUUGCCCAGAGAACGGAUGGUAAUGUUGACCCUCACUGGGGGCAGUCUGAUAUCAGAAAUAAUCUUGAAAAUCUCAUUGGACAACAUUCUCCGGGAGGUUUUCCACCAGACCACAAUGCCAUGGGAGAAGUCCUGCACAAUUCUGAUCACAGGGAUUUUCAGAUUCUUCCUCCUGCCAUAAAAGUAGCAGUAAAGAAGACGGACCUUUUCAACCGUGUUAUAGCCGAUCUGGAGACUUUCUUGGGCCAAGUUUCUGUUUCGCUAAAAUCAUCUUCACAAGUUGGCAAGAGCAAGAAGAUGAAGAAUGCAGCACCAGCUCACGCUCUGCCACCACCACAGGAGUACAUCGCCUGUCUUCAGAAGGUCAAAUAUGGGAUCAACCUGCUGGUUCAGCUGAAAGGUGCACUGAAACAGCCCACGGUCCCUGACUUUCUCCACAUCAUCUUCACUUGUCUUGGCAUGAUGCUGCCUCACUAUCCUCCACAGCUGCCUCCUUCUGUGGUCUCCCCUCUGCUGACAGACGCUGCCCACCAACUGCUGGAAGAAGUCUUAACUCCAGAGGAGAAAAAGCUUUGGGCGGCCCUGGGAGAAUCCUGGAUGACCCCCAGUUCUCGUUGGCCUUACGGUCAAGUCCUGCCUUACUCUCCAGUGUUCUACGAUGGUUGGCAACCACCCUCCCCCUUAGACUCCCCCCAGCUGAGCAGGAGCAGCAGCCAGCGUUUCCCAGUCAACGAACCCACCAGAGAAUCUGUAUUCGGUGACUGGAACUCCAAACCUGCACCCUCCAAUGAGCCCCCCCAGCUAAUGAGGGUCAUGUACAACUUUGUGGCCAGGAACAACAAGGAGCUCAGCCUUAUGAAGGACGACGUGGUUCAGGUGAUACAGAAAUCCAAGCAAUGGUGGCUAGUUCGAAAUGGCCGCGGUGAAGAAGGGAGUGUUCCUCAGAAUGUUCUGGAGCCGGCUCACAACAACUGGCAACCUGACGACAGAAUGGAUGCUCGUGGCCCGGUGACUCUGGACAUGUCCUCCACACCUGCAGAGGUGAAAGCAUGGCUGCAGUACAAGGGUUUCUCCAAAAUCACCGUGUCCUGCCUCGGAGUGCUGAACGGUAAACUGCUGCUGGGCAUGACCAAAGAUGAGAUAAGGACCGUGUGUCCGGAGGAAGGAGCCAAGGUCUUCUUCCAGCUGCAGGCCGUGAAGUCCAGCAUUGCACUGGCCAGUGAACCGUCAGGUCCAUACAACAACCGCUACUACUAACAACCACAACAAACUGUAACUGCUGCUUCGGUGUCUUAAUGAUGAGUUUUAAUAUGAUGAUCAAUACUGUGGUCCACAUCCUCAACAUCCUCUGGGUCACUACUGUCAGCGCUGUUUUAUUUUAAAACAAAUCUAAAGAAUGGUGAUUUGAAACAUGAUGUCUCUGCUGUAACACUGGACCAUAACAAUGACUAAACCAGAAAUGUCAUUUACACUGGACUCCCUAGAUACCAGUUUAAUUAAAAACCAAUGAAUUGGUUCAACCCCCAGAAAUAUACUAUUACCCCCCCCCCCCAACUAAACAGAUAGAAACAAAUAUAUUGACAAUAUAAAAUGAUAAUAAUUCAGAAAACAUUUUUAUUUUUAUUAUAAAAAGUGUCGGGGCCACUUAUUCAAAUUCAGUUGUCAAAAUGGAGCUGGGUUGAGCACUCCUAACUAGAUAUUUUCUUGUAUCUGGAGCAAUAGCUGCAGCUCAAUGAAAUACCGGUAUUUCUGGAAGCUCGUAUCUAGGGGGUCCCCUGUAUUACUAUAUAUAACUUUUGUCUAUAUAUUUAAGUAUACAUAUAGUUUCUUUAGUGUACUUUCUAAUCUAACUACAGAACAGCUGUGAAUUAAUGCAUGUGUAUAUACAUAUAUAUUAAAAUCAGCAUCUCUCAAAUCAUCUGCUAUUAAUCUAAAUGUUACUCUUUUGUAAUUCAGCCAAAUGAUGAAGAAACUAAUGUGAAACAAUUUCAAAUAUACAAAAGUAUAACUUUGUAGAGUUGGUAGAUUUUAGUCAGUACUGUUCGCCUUGAUGUUGGCUAGUAGAACUUUGGUGAAGCUGCAGUAUUUAACAAUAUUAAUUGCUCAUAUUGUCAGUAGUACUAUAUUAUCAAAUAUGUUUUCUGUUUUUUUUUUAAUGAGAAUGUGAUCAGUUCAACAAAGAAAUCAAUGCUUUAAAAUUGACCACUUACAGUCAUAGAGACAACACAAUGAAAACCAUUGUGUUGUCGUCACGUCAGUUGUUUAGUCAGUAAUGAGGAACAAACAGACAGAGACGAUCACUUUAUUGUCAUUUUUGGUUAACAUUUAUAUUCGGUCUCAGAUGUUCAAACUGAAGGGAGGCAGGGGCUUCUACAGAAACAACAUUUAUUUUCCUUCACACACACAAAAGUAUAAUUACUUCACAGACAGCUCAUACAGUGUGGUCCUGUUGUGUGGGGUUGGAAACAAGAACACCAAAGAAAGACGGAGCAAACUGGGAAUACAGGAAAAACUGAUGUUUUUUUUUUCUGUAAUUCUGUACCAUUUGUUUUAAUUGGGACAUUAAAUUAGUUCACUGCAAUUCAA